CGACUUUACCUGGAAUUAAACUACGUAAGACCAGUUUGGAUAAUAUUCGUUAUAUUCAUAACAGCAAACCUUUAUUGUUAGAUGGUUGUAGGUUUGAAAUUUUAGAUAUAUAGUGCCAUAGUGUGUCAAAUGUUUAUUCAGCAACAGCCCUUCCAUUAUAAGUAUGCUUUUGCUCAUAGGUUGUUUUUCUUAGUACAGAAAAAUGCAUAGGAAUGAUUGUGCAGUAAUCCCACAUACACUACAGAUGCAGUGGAUAAAAAUCUUAAAAACAGUGAUGUAUUUAUUCAUUUACUGUUCAUCCAGUUUAAACAGCAACAGUCUCUUUAUCACUGCUGAAUGUAAAGUAUACAACUCACUUCCUCCCACUGUGUCAAUUUCUACCUUUAUUUGCCUUCAAUAAAUAGCAUCAUAAUUUACAGUGCGUUUAUUGGGUCCUAGAUAAGAAUUAAGGCACUACAUAAGUGUAUUUUUUAUAACUGUAUGCGCAACAUAAACUGAUCCAAAAUCAUGUUUAUGACCCAGUCAGCUAAUAAACCAGAUGGGGCAGUGUGUGUUUAGCCUAUUAUCUUUUCUCUCACUUUUUCAGUUCUUCUUAUUAUAAUGUAUAUACUUUUAUAUUAGUACACCGACUCAAGGUUCCCAGAGCCUUGAGGCUAUUUUCCUUCUGUCAGAAUUGUUAACAAAUAUGCAAUCAUAUUGAGGGAGCGUGUCUCAAGAUUCCUUAUAAUUCAUGAAAAGGUUGUCUCAUGCCAUUACCAUACUGGAUUUGAUCAUUUUUCCCAUCCUUCCACAAAUCACUUGAAAGUACCCGCCUCAGCAGCCCGGCAGAGCGUCUCACGUGGCAUGAAAUUGUUUAUUGCUGUCAGCGUUCAGGUACCCACUAGAUGUCCUUGUCCCUCAGCAAAGCUCACCUUUGAGGCCCUGCUUUGAGGCCCUAGCUCUGAUUGGAUGGAGGAGAUCCUGCCUCCAGAAAUCACUGCUAAUCCUCUUAGGGCCAACAACACUCUAACUUGCCCAAUCCUCUUCCUCGCCCUUCACAUCCCCCCCUCCCUUCUGUUUUCCACUUCCCCUCCUCCUAGCCUGUGAACUCGCCGUGUGAUGAGAGUGUAAUCCAAGUGGAUUACGAGCAGAGCGGCGGAUUGAGUCCGUUGAUGCUGGGACUCCCUGUCUAAAUGCUUCAAUGGCUUUUUUGCAAUAUUGUACGCAUUAAUUAUCAAAUUCUCCCAUCUUUGUGGAUAUCCAUGAGGAUACAAUUAUCUGAAUGGCAAAGUAUUUCAUUUCAUUUGAGAGAAGAGGGAUUUGUUUUCAGUGGUAUAUCAGCAUUUUUUGCUUCUUUUGACUCUCUCUUUUUCUUUUUUUUCCUUUUUUUUUUAAACAAAAUGAAGAAUGCUCAACAGGAUUUUAUCAAGCAGAAGAUUUGGAGCCAAGAAGCACCUGUUCAUGACCAGUGGACAUUUGUUCUUAAGCAAGAAGCAUAGUGUGUGUGAUCUGGAGCUCUGACGGGGCCAUAAAUGAAAAUUUUGUUAAAGUCAGCAUGAAUAAAUGUGAACUUUGGGAUGAGACUCAGACUAAGGUUAUGGUAAACUUGAAGUAAAGUGAAGCUGUAAGUUCCAGUGGACGGACGCUUCCUGUCAGUGAUGCAGUGGGCACAGACGUGCUUUACUGGGAUUAUGGGCAACAGAACACAGCCUUCAUGGGUCACAAUCUUCCUGCUUUACUCAGGCUGCUUGUACCUCCUGACUGAUGCACAGAUGAGGAUUCCACCUGAAACGGUUCAAAAAUGGGCCAAUAGCCUUUCAGAACAGCUGAAUGCAGUUGCUGUGAAGUAUUCGGGAUCUGCACUUCUACAGAAGAAACUCAAAGAUGUGGAGCCUGUUAUCCGGAUAGAGGAAGUAGAUGGAACUGCAUUGGUCCAGGAGUUUUCAGAAGAAAUUGAGAAGAUGCUGGGAAGCAAGAUGAAGUCUGUUAAGCGACUGGCAGAUACAGUGGAGGACGCAGAUCUAUAUCACGAGUUUAAUGCAAGUUUAGAGUUUGACUAUUUCAACUCCCUGCUGAUAAACACGAUGGAUGAUGAUGGCAACUACAUUGAACUUGGUGGCGAGUUUCCACUGGAAGAGAACGAGCAUUUUAACAGACUGUCAGUUAACACACUAAUGAGUGACAUCCAAGUCCCAACCAAUGUGUACAACAAAGAUCCAGACAUUCUUAAUGGAGUGUACAUGUCUGAGGCUUUGAACGACGUCUUCAUCAGUAACUUCCAGAAGGAUCCGACUCUCACGUGGCAGUUCUUUGGAAGCUCCACUGGUUUCUUCAGACUCUAUCCAGGCAUCAAGUGGACUCCAGACCCGAAUGGAGUGGUUGCAUUUGACUGUCGAAAUAGAAACUGGUACAUUCAGGCUGCUACGUCCCCGAAAGACAUCAUCAUAGUGGUGGAUAUCAGCGGCAGCAUGAAGGGCUUGAAGCUCACUAUUGCCAAACACACCAUAAACACCAUCCUGGACACUCUGGGGGAAAACGACUUCGUCAACAUUAUCGCAUACACUGAUUACGUUCAGUAUGUGGAGCCCUGUUUCCAAGGCACGCUCGUGCAGGCGGAUCUGGACAACCGGGAGCAUUUUAAGCUGCUUGUGGAAGACCUGCAAGUAAAGGGCGAGGGGAAAGUUAAGAAGGCCAUGAAGGAGUCUUUCUGGGUGUUGAAUGAGGCCACAGCGAAUGGGCAGGGCAGCUUGUGCAAUCAGGCCAUCAUGCUCAUCACAGAUGGAGCCAUGGAAGAUUUCCAGUCUGUGUUCGAGGAGUUCAACUGGCCUGAGAGGAAGGUGCGGGUCUUCACCUACCUCAUCGGCCGUGAUAUGACCUUCGCAGAAAAUGUGAAGUGGAUCGCCUGUAACAAUAAGGGUUACUAUACUCACAUUAACACACUGGCUGACGUGCAGGAGAACGUCAUGGAGUAUCUUCAUGUUCUGAGUCGCCCCAUGGUCAUCGAUCAUGAUCACGACAUCAUCUGGACCGAGGCCUACAUGGACAGUGUGCUCUUUAACAGCAUGGCUCAGAGUCUGCUCCUGAUGACCACUGUGGCAAUGCCUGUGUUCAGCAAGAAGAAAGAGACGCUGUCGCAUGGAAUUCUGCUGGGAGUGGUGGGCACAGACAUUCCCUUAGUGGAGGUCAUGAUGCUUGCCCCUCGAUACAAGCUGGGUGCUCAUGGCUAUGCUUUCCUCAUUACUAACAACGGCUACAUUCUGGCACACCCUGAUUUAAGGCCUCUAUAUAAAGAUGGAAAGAAACUGAAACCCAAGCCAAACUACAACAGUGUGGAUCUGACCGAGGCAGAAUGGGAAGACAGUGAUGACACGUUGAGAACAGCCAUGGUGAAAGGUGAGACUGGUACUUUAACGUUAGAUGUAAGAACUGCAGUGGACAGACGGAAAAGACCCUUGUUUCUCAAAAAUGAUUAUUUCUACACAACCAUCAAUGAUACACCAUUUAGUUUUGGGAUGGUGUUAACACGGGGCCAUGGGCAAUACAUGUUCCAUGGAAAUGUUUCUAUUGAAGAGGGCCUACAUGACCUUCAGCAGCCAGACCUUACCAUAGCCAGUGAUUGGACCUACUGUGAGACAGAUAUCGACCCCCAACAUCGUAAACUCACUCAGCUCCAGGCUGUUGUCCGAUACCUGACCGGGAAAGAGCCUGACCUUGAAUGUGAUGAGGUUCUUCUGCAACAAACCCUGUUCGAUGCAGUGGUUACAGCUCCACUUGAAGCCUAUUGGACUGCGCUGAUGCUGAGUGACGCUGGUGUGGAUGACGGAGUUGAGACAGCCUUCUUGGGGACACGCUCAGGCCUCAUGCGUGUCAACAGAUACACUGGCAAUGAGGAAAGGAAGGCGAAGAACUUCCUAACCCCAGUGGACAAGAAGAAUAUCUUUACUAUGGAUCAUCACCCUCUCUGGUAUCGCCUGGCAGCUGAGAACAAACCCGGACAGUUUUAUUACUACGUACCUGUUGAUGAUGUCAAUAAAGAAAAGAACAUGUUGGUAGCAGUGACUGCUGUAACUGUGACUGAACGGAAGAGAACAGCACUGGCUGGAGCAAUUGGAGUCCAAAUGUCAUUAGAUCUACUGGAAAGAAGGUUCUGGGCCACGGCUAAACAGGCAAAUGACACAGAUUGCAGUAAUGUGGAUGGGUUGUGUCCUCUCAGCUGUGAAAGCAUUGAUAUUAACUGUUACCUAGUGGACAACAAUGGGUUCAUAGUGAUCUCUAAGGAGAGAAGCGACGUUGGAAGAUUCUUUGGGGAAGUUGAUGGAUCAGUGAUGGCUCAGCUCCUCAAAUCAGGCUUGUUUAAAAGGGUGACUUUGUACGACUACCAGGCGAUGUGCAAGAACGCCCAUCAUCACGCCAGUGCAGCUCGACCCCUGCUCAGUCCUUUCUACAGCCUGACGGCAGCAGUCAAGUGGCUUUUCUCCAACCUCAUGCUAUUUUUUCUGGAGUUCAACAUCUGUGGGCUGUGGCAUAAUGACUAUCUGGUAGAUGCCAAGUCUGGAUACCACACUACACACAAACAGAAGAAGAUCGAAUCCAUGGUGCCCUGUAACACUGAAUACCCCGGAUUCAUGUACGACACCUCUAUCAGGGAGACCAACAGCAUCAUUAAGUGUGGUCGAUGUCAAAAGAUGUUUGUGCUCCAGCAGGUUUUGAACAGUAACCUGGUGAUGCUGGUGGUGCAGGCGGACUGUGACUGCUCACGCCAGUACUCCCCCAUCACCCUCACUCCAAGAGAAGUCAAAUAUAACGCAACAGUAAAAUGCAACAGGAUGAAAUCACAGAAGAUCCGCAGACGUCCCGAGUCCUGUCACGCAUACCAUCCUCAUGAAAAUGCAAAAGACUGUGGUGGAGCAUGUGAGAUUUCCAUAUCAGUGGCUCUCUUCUUAAUAUCCCUGGUCACAUCACUGACUCUACGCUGAUGAACAAAGACAAACAUCCCUCUGCUACUGGGAGUCUGCACGCUGCCUGCUGUUUUACAACCGUGAAGAACCUUUGGUUCUUCUGCACCACCGUGAAUUAUUUACAGUGGAUUUACAGAAUUGUGGCUUUAACCAAAAAGUUUUAAAUAAAGCUGUUUCUUCUGCAACAGUAGGAUGUUGAAAAGAUGUUGAAAGACAUGAACUAUUAAUAGUGUCUGAGAAAAGAAGAACUGAGCUUACUGAGAGGGGCAGACACUAAUUUUUAUUUUGAUGCAUUAUUUAAUUAUAAUUUUUAAUAAGAAUGAAAAUGGUUUGUAUAGUUUUUAUAGUGUUUAUGUAAAAAAUUGUGUGAAAUUUUAUUAACAGUAUGGCCCAGUUAAUGCUGUAUUAUUCCAACAUUCAUUAUUAUUAAUCAUUUUUUAAAUCUUAUUUCUCAUGUCACAGCUUCAAAACUAUGCAUUAAUCAUGCAGUGUGUGUGUGACGUAAUACUUUCACAUAGAUUUUAUUAAUAAAUAUCUUUAUUUUAAGCACAAUUUCAGUCACAUAACACAUUACGCAUAGCACCUUCCGCUUUAGUUUGGUAUACAUGAUAUUAUUCUAGCUUCUUUUGCUUAAAAUAUUUUUAAUAUCUGAGACAAUUUCUUCAGCAGGACAAGGUGCCAAAACAUGUCCAAAGGUCCUGAUUUGGUUCCCGAAACAAACGGAAAUGAGAUCUUCUCACUGAAAUGAGAUCUCCUCACUGAAUUCUCCUGAUUAGUCUGAAGCACAGGGAGAAGCAGAACAUCUUUUGGAAAAUUUUGCUUAAUAUUUUACUCCAAUAUGAUCAUUUUCAAGCAGCCAUAUUGAAAAACUGAGAAAUGAAAAAAGAGGAAAGAAGCAACACAGAUUUUUAUUAGUUUUACUAAUAAAUGAAUAAAUAAAAGUUAGUUUUUGCGAUUAAGUGUCAAUUCGUGGAAGCUGAGCUGAUUUGGUGAUGUAAAGAGUAAAGAGCAUCUUUGCAUCAUUUUCCGCAUCGCACCCGCAGUCAGGAAAAGGUCUUCGAUAAAUACAACACAAGUGACUUUCAAACAGCAACAACUACUAACUAAAGCACACAUUUCCUAUGUUUAUGAUUAGGGAUUUAAAAAAAGAUUAAUCCAGACACACAAAUGCUAGAAACACAAAUUUCAGGGAAGGGAGUGUGUGUUUAUUUCUGAUAAAAAAAAAAUCUGAUUAAAGCUGAUGGCAUUUCAUGCAUGUAAUAAAAAAACAAC
This is a messenger RNA of Pangasianodon hypophthalmus (striped catfish), 6209 nucleotides long. It is a transcript of the gene cacna2d4b, whose product is annotated as calcium channel, voltage-dependent, alpha 2/delta subunit 4b. The record is from RefSeq and is a predicted model, not a curated record. Gene Ontology annotation, molecular function: voltage-gated calcium channel activity. The transcript is spliced from 38 exons. Gene Ontology annotation, cellular component: voltage-gated calcium channel complex. NCBI's taxonomy places the organism in Eukaryota, Metazoa, Chordata, Actinopteri, Siluriformes, Pangasiidae. The coding region runs from base 1638 to 4955 and encodes 1105 amino acids.